Molecule: messenger RNA, 1053 nt
Organism: Macrobrachium nipponense
Lineage: Eukaryota; Metazoa; Arthropoda; Malacostraca; Decapoda; Palaemonidae
Exons: 6
Coding region: 24-923 (299 amino acids)
Source: RefSeq, a predicted model, not a curated record
AAGAUAACUAUUAUCUCUACAGGAUGAGGAUAUCAACAGUCAUCUUGUGUUCGAUACUGUCCGGUGCCUGGACGCAGAAGGAAUUCUAUAAGAAAUAUGCUUUUACGAAGGUAAUGUCGGAGUGCCUCGGAGGGAACGUGUACUACGCCUACCUGCAGCAGGUCGCGAACGCCCGCCGGGAAUGCGAAGUCCAGAGCCUCUUUAUCCAUUCCAGGAUGCCCAUUCCGAAUCUAUUCUCUUCCUCAAAUUUUGGAUUCUCACAUGUACCCAACGUCAUCUCCACAACUGGGUCACCAUUUCCAUCCACUUUCGGGACACCUCGGCCGGCGACGCCAGGUGUGCGAACAGUAAUAACUAGAGAACCUCCUCCCUUGUCGUUAUUCGGAGAAGUCGAAGUUCCAGUGGUGACGCUCACGUCAGACUUACCAUUUGGACCGAGGUUACCUGCCUUCAGACAGAAACGAGCUCUGGUCUACACCCCAGAAGACAUAGAAGACGCCAAAAUGAGAGUGAGGGCUAUGAUUGGCAACUUCACCUGCGUCUUAAGCCGACUAGGAGUGGUCAACGAGAAUUUGGACAUCAACUACGAUGGUCUCUCCCACAACCUGGCCAACCUUCCUGUUCCCUCAGGUCUCAAAACAGACCUCCUGUCCUCCAUCAACACCUGCAAGGAUUUAGUGACCUGUCUGCCGCUGGAGACGCGAGGAACUCUGGUCCCCCACCAACUGGAGCGCCUCAUCGCCUUCGUCAGGUGCGAGAAGGACGCCAGGUUCACGGCCUGCCUCAAGAACGACCUCAGGAGGAACCUCGAUCAGUUCGGCCUCAACCUCCUGCCGAGGUUCUCGGGAGGGAACGAGGACUCGGAGACUCUGCUGAACCUCAUCGUCAAGGCGGAAUCCGCCUUCGAGAUGGAGCUCAUAUGAGGCGUUCCUUCAGAUACUGAUUCGUUUUUGUACGAGUUUUUUAUUUUUGUAUACGAUUUUCAUUCUGAUUUUUCUCAUUAUUUUUGUAUUGAUUCUUUGACAGUAAAAGACAAGUUAUUUUUAUGAAUUA